Paralichthys olivaceus (Japanese flounder) is the source of this 1256-nucleotide messenger RNA. Its product is annotated as fish-egg lectin-like. NCBI's taxonomy places the organism in Eukaryota, Metazoa, Chordata, Actinopteri, Pleuronectiformes, Paralichthyidae. The record is from RefSeq and is a predicted model, not a curated record.
GAAGCGAGAAGUUGAUCGAGAGGCGCACUGCAGAGCACAGACUCAGAGACAACAUGAAAGCUGUUGCAGUCUUAUUCCUGGUGCUGUGUUGCCUGGCCAUCAGUGAUGCAUGGAACUGCGUAGAGGCUCCACGGCUGUCCUAUGCCAAUCAGAUUGACGCUGGAAUGGGACAAGUGGUUGCAACGGACAGAUACAAACGUGCCUAUUUCCUGAGUGGAUCGUCCUGGUACAGACUGGGCACAUAUAGCCUCCAGCAUGUCACAGUGGGACCUUCAGGAACGUGGGGGACCUACUUAAACAGGGUGUACAAAUAUGUAGCUGGAAACUUUGAACUCGCCAACGGUGUGGGUUUGCUGCAGGUAGAUGCUGGAGGUGAUGGUCAGGUUGUCGGGGUCGGGCCCAGCCCCUAUCGUGCCUACUGCCUGAGAGAGAGUUAUGCUUUGGCCUAUGCUGGAGUUGGCUCUGUCAGCUGGAGUUACCUUAGUAGAGUGUUGAAGUACUACAGCUGUGGCCCACAGUAUGGAUGCUGGGGAGUUGACACAAGUUCCCGUGUUUAUGUCACUAAGUAUAUCACGCCAACCUCCUGCAGUACUAGUAGCUGGACAUACGUGUCAGGGCUAUCAAUGAAAAUGAUUGAAGUGGGGACAGACGGAAGUGUUUUUGGGGUGACUACAACUGGCAAGGUCUACCAAAGAUCUGGCAUCAGCAGUUCUCGCAGAGAAGGCACAUCUUGGGUUUACAUCCCAAUGUGCAUGCCCAUCAAACACGUGACCUACGACCUGCGCCAGCUUUGGGUCGUCACCACCUCUGGUUUGGUUAUGAAGUGCUCACGCUAAUGUCAUCAGUGUGGCAGAUGUUAAAUGAGCACCAAUCUGGAAGGUUCUAUCCUGUCCUUAGAUGUUUCAGUGCACAGAACUGAGAAAUGAUUUAAUUUGUUUUCCUCAAUGUCGAAUCUAUGGUGUAAGUUUUCAUUUUUCUCCUCUUAUUUUGCAAUCAGUAAAAAAAAAGUAAUUCAUUCAUAGAUAUCUUGUGAUUCUCUCUUAAAUGUUUCUGUGUUAAUGUGCACAACCUCUGAUCAGCAUUUUAAAGAAUUUAAUGAUAAAAACAACACUGUAAAACAACUCCUUGAACUGUAAAACAAGUGAAUAACAGUAAUAGACAUGCAGGUUGCACUAAACGAAUAAUUUCUGAAGAAUCCCAGCAUGUUUAACUUCUUCCUGUCAGUUGGUGUAAUUCUUACUUUGUCAAUAAAUGAU